This is a messenger RNA of Bombus huntii, 4706 nucleotides long. RefSeq names its product long-chain fatty acid transport protein 1-like. Gene Ontology annotation, cellular component: endoplasmic reticulum. Gene Ontology annotation, biological process: triglyceride homeostasis. The transcript has 11 exons. NCBI's taxonomy places the organism in Eukaryota, Metazoa, Arthropoda, Insecta, Hymenoptera, Apidae. Bases 1337 to 3286 code for a protein of 649 amino acids. Gene Ontology annotation, molecular function: long-chain fatty acid transmembrane transporter activity; long-chain fatty acid-CoA ligase activity. The record is from RefSeq and is a predicted model, not a curated record.
UGAUUAUAAAAUUAUAGAUAUAAUCAAAAUUUUGGUGAUUUCAAUUGAAUUUCUCUUCCUGGUAAUCAGUUUUAUUUAAACCAUUUGGAGAUAAUAUGAAAUUUGUUUUGAAAAUCAAAAUGAUGCGCUAUUGUAUUACCUAUUUGUAUUUUAUAUAUAUCGCAAUCUUUAAUAUUAUUUAAGUUUAUUCUUCGUAUAUUACGAAUCAUAUAUUUUCGAUUAAAAUAUACUAUGCUAUAUGAAUACUGAUUAUUCAUUGUUCUUUAACAUAUAGAUGGUGCUGCAAUCUAAUUAUACGCAGAUCAUUAAAAAUUAUAAUUCUUUCAUUGACAAUAUGAAUUUUUAUUUUAAAAUAUAUGUGAAUGUAAAAUAUAUGUGAUCGAAUUUUUCUAGAGCAUUAUUGUAUUUAUAAUUAAUAAAUAUGUAAAAGUAAAUAGUAACGAUUGCAGAAGUUUUCAUGUUGAAAACUAACAAAGUAUCGUACAUAACAACGUAUUAUAUUAGUUACCAGAAUUAUAAUUAAAUUGAAAUCUCGAAUAAAUGUCUACAGCAUAUUUAACAUAUUUUGGCAAAAAUGAUUUUUAAGUUACAUUGUUCCAUAAGUUUUAAACUCCUCGCGUGCUUCUUAUGUUUAUUACAUUACAUCACCUUCUGGCGAAAUAUCUGCAGCAAGUUUGCGUGUAUGAAGACGACCGACAAGAAUCGUAGAUUAACGUCUAUAGUCUAUACAAAUGAGGAGCAAGAAACGUAAUAAUAUAAAUUUUCAAGCAUUCUUUACACAAAAAGCAAACUGUUUCUAAUAAACGUUUUCGAAUAGAAUUUUUUUUCCCAUUUCACUUUUCUUUGCUCGUUUAUCUUUAACCGUGAUUUUUUAAAAAAACUCUCAAUAGGCAAACUUGAAAGUAAAAAGCAUACACGAAACAAAACGGCGCUUGCUCAGGUUCGCAGAGUGGCUGGGCAUGCCUAGUAGCGAUGCGACAGGAACGUGAAGUUGGAGGAACGCCGUUGGUAGGAAUCUCGUUAAAAUAAAACUUCGAUUUUCUGUUGCUUUGUACGUACACUAUCGCUCGGGAAUUAUUCUCAGUGGUGGCGCAAUAGCGAAGUGCCGUCGGAACGCGGUGUCUGCAGUCAAGUCAGUCGCUUUGCCGGCUGUUAGUGUUGUUGGUGCAUCGUCGAGAGUGGCCUCGCUCCGAGAGGCACAGGAUAUUGAUUUGCACGCUGUCUCGUACGAUUUUCAAUUCAGGAUCAACCGUGGUGCUUCUCGUACCCCUUGAAACGAGUAAGUUCCGAGGUACGGGUACCAGAACUCAGCGAACAGACUGGGUGACGCUGGAUCAUGGAUGUUACACUUUUGCUGUUAGCUCUGGGUGUUAUUGCUGCGAUGUUCGGUGUUGUGGCGACGAGGUUCGGUUUCCCUGGGUUCAACAAGAUUGCCCAGGUCGCGCUUGCUUUGGCCUUACUUCCAGUUAUCUGCAAAUUUCAUCGGAAGCUAUAUAUCAUUUGCAAAGUUCUACCUCGUGACCUGAAAUUCCUGUAUCGUGCUGUUACGGCAGAAAUCGAAAUAAAAGGGCAACGUCGAAACAAUAUGACCGUCGUGAAGGUUUUUAAGAAAAGAGUGGAUCGUUAUCCUAACAAGCCUUGCUUCUUCUUCGAGGAUCAAGUUUGGACUUAUUCCGACAUUAACAAAUAUAGCAACCAGAUAGCAUAUAUUUUUCAAAAAGCUGGUUACGUAAAAGGAGAUGCUGUGGCCUUAAUGAUGCCCAAUAGACCAGAAUAUGCCGCGAUUUGGCUUGGCCUGGGAAAACUCGGUGUCGUUACCGCACUGAUUAACACGAAUUUGCGUCUCCAGUCUUUGAUUCAUUGUCUUCGUAUCGCUGAAGUGAAGAGUAUCAUUUACGUGGAAGAAUACUCGUCUGCCGUCGAUGACAUUAUGGACUCGAUCCAGGGAAUCGCGAGAUACAAAGUAUGUUUCAAGUCUGAAACCUGUGAGAACGGAGUGUACGAUUUGAACAAACUUAUAUCGGAAGCCAGCACGAAUGAGCCUGUCGUAAAAGACGAACCCAAUUACCGGGAUAAACUGCUAUACUUUUACACAAGCGGUACCACUGGUUUACCGAAAGUUGCAAUAGUUCUCAAUUCGAGAUACUUGCUGGUCGUAAUGCCCUUUAAUUUGGUGGGCUUGAGAUCGGGUGAUAUCCUAUACAAUCCAAAUCCCUUGUACCAUACUGCUGGUGGAAUGCUUGGAGUAGGUUUCGCAAUUCUGAAAGGUAUACCAACCGUGUUAAGGACCAAGUUUUCAGUGUCGGCUUAUUGGACAGAUUGCAUCAAAUAUAAUUGUACCGCAGCACAAUACGUCGGUGAAAUGUGUCGUUACUUGCUGAAUGCACCCCCCAAACCGGAAGAUAAUGCGCAUCGUUUGAGACUCAUGUUUGGAAAUGGCAUGAGGCCGCAGAUUUGGGGCGAAUUUGUCAAACGCUUCAACAUUAAACGAAUUUCCGAAUUCUACGGAUCUAGCGAGGGCAAUGCUAACAUUGCUAAUUUAGACGGUCGAACUGGCGCCGUCGGUUUUGUGCCACUAAUUGUGCCACGAGUGUUUCAUCCUCUAGCAAUUAUCCGCGUAAAUAACCAGACAUACGAGCCUGUUAGAGGAACCAAUGGCUUAUGUAUAAGAGCAGAAACAAAUGAGCCAGGCAUGUUCAUAGGAUUAAUAAAAGAAGGAGACGCGUUAAGAGAGUUCAAUGGAUAUCUGGAUAAAGAAGAAUCGAAAAGAAAAAUAAUACAAGAUGUGUUUGUGAAAGGUGAUAAGGCCUUUCUAACAGGUGAUAUUUUAGUAGAGGAUGAAUGCGGUUAUAUCUAUUUCAAGGAUAGAGUAGGCGACACGUUUAGGUGGAAGGGAGAAAACGUUGCUACUGCAGAAGUGGAGGGAGUUAUCAGUAAUAUUGCAGGAAAAAGAGACGCUACCGUUUACGGAGUUCAGGUGCCUGGAAUGGAAGGAAGGGCAGGAAUGGCAGCGAUAGUUGACCCAGACAGCCUUCUGGAUUUCAAAGCUCUUGCAGAAGGUUUAGAGAAAGCACUGCCAGCAUACGCUAGACCAAUCUUCUUGCGAAUUGUGAAAGAACUGGAAAUAACAGGGACAUUUAAGUUGAAGAAGAUGAACCUUCAAAAGGAAGGUUUCGAUCCGAGCAAAAUUCAAGACAAGAUGUACUUCUUAUCCGGUAACAAAGAAUACGUCGAAAUCACGCCAGAACUUUAUCAAGAAAUUAUUUCCGGAUCGAGAAAGUUCUAGUUGUAACAUUAACGCUUGGCGAGCGACACUCAAUUGUCGAAUAUACUUGUAAAACGAGUACAUAUAUAACUUUUUUUACAACAUGAAUAUGACUUUCUGCACGCGCCUUGUAGAUACAAUGCAUAGGAUAUUAUGUAAUAACAUCAGGCAUGUUAAACCAUAGAAUUAUAGGCGGAUGUUUUUUGAACUUAUGAAAAGAAGGGGAGAGAGUUAUUUUUACGAGGGCUCAAAAAUAGGAAAAAGAGAUAAGCGGAAAAGAAAUUACAUUUUUGUCAUCAACGACGGGAGACGAAUAUGGUGACAUGUUCCUGUUUAUUUUAUAAAUACUGUGUAUAUUUUUAAUCAAACGAAACGGUCCGUAGUAUAAGACAAAUUGGCAUUGUAGGUAGGAAGAUAGCAACGAAUAAAGUCAUUCUUAACACGUAAUGCUGAUUUUUCAUCAGAAAUACCUUAUUUAAGCAUAUAGAAAUUUCUCAGGUCUUUAGAUAAUUCUACCUGCGACUAUAAAACAAUCAAAAAGAAAUAAAUUACUUACGUCUGCAGUAUUUAGAUUACAUGUAAUUUGUCACCUCGUAUAUCGUUUGCAAAUUUAUUAUUUAUACGCAUAUGUUUAUUGAAUUUGCACUCGUCCCAUUUGCGUUUAUACCAAAAUGCCGAUAGAUUAAAAACAAAAUGUGAAUAUACACGAUGAUUAAGCAUAAUAUUAUAUGUAAGCUCAACUUAUUCUACUAGCUCCGUCAAGAUAUGAUAGAUGUAUAUAAGUUUGUUAAAAAGAAUUGACAUUUAAUCAAACAUAAUUUCACUUCCACUCUAAACUACUUAAAAGUAAUACAUAGUUUGUUGUACUUAGAAGUCUGUAUUUGUAUACAUAUAUGUUUUAAUAGCGCACUACAUUGUCCAUAUACUCGACCAAAGUAAUGGUGCAACUAAUUAUUUUAAAUAAUAUUUAUUUUAAUGAAAUAUUAAAUUUUUGUUUUUCUGUAUGUAUAAUCUUCGUAGAUUUGAUACUUAAAAUAUCGUAUAGACGUUCUCGAUUCUGAAAUAUCUGAACAAUAUUCACGUUAAAAUUUGUAUAGACGAUUGAUAAAAUUAAAUUACGUAUUUUACAAAAUUUUAUCAGUGAUCUUAUUAACUAAUUAAUUUGUUAUUUAAUAACUGUUUAACGAUUUGUGAACAAAGACUCUGUUUAUAUUUUUAUAUAUAAAAAAAAUUGCAGUUGUAUUCAAUAUCUGAUAAAUCUAAAAAUUAGUAUUUCAAAAUGAUAUACGUCGUAAAACUUUCCUGAUUUGAAUAUCAUUUGGAAAUUAAAGUACUUUAAAUUACUAGUUUUAUUAUUUAUUAGAUAUUACCGACUUGUAUAUUAUUAGUCAAUAUGGUAUUGAUAUAGAUUGUUGUAAAUAAAUAAUUACACUUUAUAUAA